AUGUCGUCAGUUGUACAGAGCGAUACAAAAGGCUCACCUUCUGCUUUCUUAAAGGCAAUCGUUGGGAAGAGUGUCGUCGUUAAACUCAAUUCUGGUUUAUUAUACACCGGUAUCUUGCAAUGCUUAGAUGGUUACAUGAAUCUGGUUAUUACUGACGUAAGGGAAUCUUCUGGUAUCGCUGGUUCUCCAAUUACUAGCACAUAUGGUGAAGCAUUCAUUAGAGGAAAUAAUGUACUAUAUAUAUCGGCCGCAGAGGCUUUGUAAUUUAUUAAUACACAAAAGUAGCUUUA
Wallemia mellicola CBS 633.66 is the source of this 290-nucleotide messenger RNA. RefSeq names its product U6 snRNA-associated Sm-like protein LSm6. Gene Ontology annotation, molecular function: RNA binding. The transcript is spliced from 4 exons. NCBI's taxonomy places the organism in Eukaryota, Fungi, Basidiomycota, Wallemiomycetes, Wallemiales, Wallemiaceae. Bases 1 to 264 code for a protein of 87 amino acids. The record is from RefSeq and is a predicted model, not a curated record. Gene Ontology annotation, biological process: mRNA splicing, via spliceosome.